AAUUGUUUUCUUAUCUAGAAUAUGGAUUCGUCGCAGAUCUAUCUGUAAAGACUCGUGGAUAACGAUGCCGCCAUCAAAAAUUUUCUUUCUUCUUUGGAGUUUAGGUUUGGUAGUUCACACAGUUGGAUACGGUCACGGGAUUGGUGAUUUGUUCAGAUUGAUAACCGGGCCGAGACGUGCUGAGUGUCUACAUACGGCAGCAUUGAUUGAACUAUGGAAUGUAAGAGGACAUUCAAAAGCUCUGCAGACAUUAUACGAGUACAUUGUGGUGCACAUCUCUACACCGGGAAAACCAUGCUGCAUCCCAGGAUUUAUUUCCGAUCCUCUUGAGGCUUAUGUUGCUGGUGUAUGGUUCCUUCCAAAUGUUCCUAGAAUGAAAGAACGCAUACAGUACUCUUGUCCGGAGUGCAAGGAAUAUUUGGUUACAGUGAUGGAAUCUACAUGUGGAAUACGUCACGUACCGCAUGUCAAACAUUAUUUUACAACUGGGAAUCCCAUGUCUUCUACCCACCACCAUGUUCAUCACACCACUACACCACCACCAGGCGCAGUGACCCAGACUACAACUACUCAUCUACAACGCACGUACGCGGAGUGUCAGCACACUGGUGAUUUGCUGACUAUAUGGCUUGACCAUAAGCAUUAUAUAGCUCUUCAGAUGAUCUACGAGUACAUUGUCGCACACAUCUCUGAUAAGGCAAUGCCAUGCUGUAUACCAGGGAGCUAUUCAUCAUACAAUGCUGAAGCUCUGCUGCUAGGACAGCUUCCUAAUAUGGGAAGAUUGGAAGAGCGCAUAAGAUAUGCUGAUCCACUGUGUAAAGAAAUCCUGGCCACGACAAUGGAAGAAAAGGGAAUACGUCGCGUGCCACACGUCAACCAUUACUAUACCACUCCAAAAUAUGUGUCGACGACGCAUCUGAUUAACCACAGUAUAACGUCCAAAGCAACCACGAUACUGCCAACAGCUGUACACACAACAACACCGACAACCACAACACCGCAACCGACAACCACAACACCGCAACCGACAACCACAACACUGGCACCGACAACCACAACAACCAAACCAACAACUAUAACUGUACAAACAACACAAGUGACAAGCCCAGGUCACACGAAUCAGAAUAAAACGAUAACAGGUGUCCGUUGCCCGUCCUGUGACAUGAAUUUGAACUGUGUUUGGAAUAACGUCUGCGUGUCAACACAAAGCUGCCUGGUGCGAUCGUAUCCAGGGUAUCCAUUUUCCACUCAUUGUGCAGAGAAAGGAGACUGUCUGCUGAUGAAACAGCUUGCACCAAACGGAGAAAUAUUUUGUUGCGAUGAUGAAAAUUGUCUCCAUAAAAUUCUAGGAGUAUGAUACAUGUAUGUACAUAACACUAAAAUAAAUCUGAUUUUUAGAGUU
Ostrea edulis (European flat oyster) is the source of this 1402-nucleotide messenger RNA. RefSeq lists its product as uncharacterized. The coding region runs from base 65 to 1357 and encodes 430 amino acids. Lineage: Eukaryota; Metazoa; Mollusca; Bivalvia; Ostreida; Ostreidae. The record is from RefSeq and is a predicted model, not a curated record. The transcript has 16 exons.